AUGCCAUUUGUUCUUGCCAAACAGAAUAACUGGACCGAGGAGUUCAGAUUCGAGAUCCAGAAUACUUUUAAAAACCUUCGUGACGGUGUGAACCAUGCUGGUAAUGAGGACAUUGCUCCCACUGAUGCGUUUAUGUGGGAGGUUUUCACUACCAAAAAGUACUAUGACAACGGCGAAGUCAAGCAAAUUGGCCAUAUCUAUACUCCUUGGCCAUCGUGGGUGAUUUCUGCCUCCACAGACCUGACUGGAAAUGAGGCUGGCAAGAAGACCAUCCAGUCGCUGCUCCUGGCUAUCAACGAGGGCAUUGCCUACUUCAACAAAAACCACAGCGAAGCUGUCGAGUACAUCACUGGUAAUCUUGACUACUCUGCCCAAGACGCCUCAGCCUGGAUCGAAACUGUCACUUUCGCCGACGACGUCUCGAAAGUCGACCAAAAAACCGUCAUCUCCAACACCGUCAACCUCCUCCAAUCCGCCGGUGUUCUCGAUGCCAAAGCCGAGUCCGCAGACUACCUCAGCCUCGUCUAA
This is a messenger RNA of Sugiyamaella lignohabitans, 528 nucleotides long. RefSeq lists its product as uncharacterized. The record is from RefSeq and is a predicted model, not a curated record. The transcript has a single exon. Lineage: Eukaryota; Fungi; Ascomycota; Dipodascomycetes; Dipodascales; Trichomonascaceae. The coding region runs from base 1 to 528 and encodes 175 amino acids.